AAAAAGGGACAAGCUGAGAGAGAAUUUAGGGUAGAAGUAGAAGCUAUUGGUCGUGUGCGGCACAAGAAUCUUGUUAGAUUGCUUGGAUACUGUGUUGAGGGCGCAUACAGGAUGCUUGUGUAUGAAUAUGUUGACAAUGGGAAUCUGGACCAGUGGCUGCAUGGGGAUGUUGAUUCUGUAAGCCCUCUGACUUGGGAUAUCCGGAUGAACAUCAUCUUGGGAACGGCGAAAGGAUUGGCUUAUCUUCAUGAGGGGCUUGAACCAAAAGUUGUCCACCGAGACGUGAAAUCAAGCAAUAUACUCCUUGAUCGCCAAUGGAACCCAAAGGUUUCUGACUUUGGGCUCGCUAAGCUUCUCUGUUCUGAUCAUAGCUAUGUCACAACCCGAGUGAUGGGGACAUUUGGUUAUGUUGCACCGGAGUAUGCAUGCACUGGAAUGCUGACUGAGAAGAGUGAUGUUUAUAGCUUUGGGAUACUUAUUAUGGAAAUAAUUACCCGAAGAAGUCCCGUUGAUUAUAGUAAACCCCAAGGAGAGGUUAAUUUAAUUGAGUGGUUGAAAACUAUGGUUGGCAAUAGAAAAUCAGAGGAACUCAUCGAUCCGAACCUUCCUGAAAAGCCGUCUUCAAAGGCUCUUAAGCUUGCUCUGUUGGUUGCUCUUAAAUGUGUUGAUCCUGAUGCCACAAAGAGACCUAAAAUCGGACACAUAAUCCACAUGCUUGAGGCCGACGACAUCCUAUUCCGUGAUGAGCGGAGGACCGGAGGAGAAUCGUCGCGAUCCCAUCGCAAUUAUCAUCAUCAUGAGCAAAAGGACUCUAGCAGAGAUAGAAAGCGAAUAGGUGGAGAGAUCACUGAUCAAAGUGAAGUUGAUAAUAGUAGUAAAAUCUUGCCCAUCCCACUAGAUUGAGAUGAUAGUUGUUAAAUGGUAAAUGUAGCUAUGUAUUUAUUAUUUUUGGUUUUAGUAGUUUGCCUAUAUUAAUUUCUACUUCAAUCUGGACAACAUGCAAUGAGUGUAUUUUUUGCUGCAUAAUUUCCUCUCCCACCACAAUUUAGGAUUCAUUGUAUACUCAUAUUCAUUAUUACUAAAAAUCAAAUUUUUGAUGUCCUUCUGCUUUAUAAGACAAAAGUAGCUCAAGUGUUGAAUAAAAAGUAUUAAUAUUUUUAAGUUGUUCAAACUGUAGUAUCAAACUACCUUUGUCUCAUUCUGGUCCAUCAUAACUUAUGGCCCCAUCAUAAAUUAAGUGCUUGUCAUUUUGUGA
Messenger RNA from Arachis ipaensis, 1255 nucleotides. Lineage: Eukaryota; Viridiplantae; Streptophyta; Magnoliopsida; Fabales; Fabaceae. The record is from RefSeq and is a predicted model, not a curated record.